Molecule: messenger RNA, 2181 nt
Organism: Daucus carota subsp. sativus
Lineage: Eukaryota; Viridiplantae; Streptophyta; Magnoliopsida; Apiales; Apiaceae
Product: phragmoplastin DRP1E-like
Exons: 15
Coding region: 94-1929 (611 amino acids)
Cellular component (GO): cytoplasm; membrane; microtubule
Molecular function (GO): GTPase activity; GTP binding; microtubule binding
Source: RefSeq, a predicted model, not a curated record
UUGAGCAUUAAAUUUUGAAAAACAAAAAUCACCUGGGAGAAAGCUAGGGUUUUAGAGAGAUUGAGAGAGAGAGACAGAGAGAAAGAGAAAGAGAUGGACGUUUUGAUCGCGCUGGUUAAUCGUAUCCAAAGAGCUUGCACUGUUCUCGGAGAUUUUCCCGAUGAUCGGAAUUCUCUCCCGUCGCUUUGGGACUCCCUCCCGACGAUCGUCGUUGUUGGCGGUCAGAGUUCUGGAAAGUCUUCGGUGUUGGAGAGCUUUGUUGGCCGUGAUUUUCUGCCCCGGGGAUCAGGGAUUGUGACAAGGAGGCCUUUGGUUUUACAACUGAAUAAGAUAGACGAGGGACAACAAGACUACGCUCAGUUUCUUCACACUGGGAAUAAAAAGUUUACUGACUUUUCUGCUGUAAGGAAAGAAAUUGAGGAUGAAACUGACAGAGUGACUGGAAAGAAGAAGCAGAUUUCUCCGCUGCCUAUUAAUCUUAGCAUUUACUCACCAAAUGUUGUGAACUUAACGCUGAUUGAUCUACCUGGUUUGACUAAGGUUGCUGUAGAGGGGCAACCAGAUGGUAUCGUUCAAGAAAUAGAGAACUUGGUUCGUUCAUAUGUGGAGAAGCCAAAUUGCAUUAUAUUAGCUAUAACUCCUGCUAAUCAAGAUGUUGCCACAUCUGAUGCGAUGAAGCUUGCUCGGGAAGUUGAUCCCAAAGGUGAAAGGACAUUUGGUGUGUUAACAAAGCUUGAUUUGAUGGAUAAAGGAACAAAUGCACUGGAUGUUCUUGAAGGAAGAUCAUACCGGCUUCAACACCCUUGGGUUGGAGUUGUCAACCGCUCACAGGCUGAUAUUAACAGAAAUGUUAAUGUCAAUGCUGCACGCCUUAGUGAGCGCGAAUUUUUUGCCACCAGUCCUGAUUAUGCACACAUACAUGGCAGAUUGGGGUCAGAAUAUCUUGCAAAACUUCUCUCAAAGCAAUUAGAGACAGUUAUUAAAGCUCGUUUACCAGGUAUUACGUCCAUGAUAAGCAAAAGAAUUGAAGAUCUUGAAGCAGAGUUGGAUCAUCUUGGUAGACCUACAGCUAUAGAUGCCGGGGCCCAGUUAUACACCAUCCUGGAGCUCUGCCGUGCAUUUGAUAGAAUCUUCCACGAGCACCUUGAUGGAGGGCGACCAGGAGGAGACCGGAUCUAUGAAAUUUUUGACUAUCAGCUUCCAUCUGCUCUCAAGAAGCUUCCGUUAGAUCGUCAUCUUUCACUACAGAAUGUAAAGAGAGUGGUUUGUGAGGCAGAUGGGUACCAACCCCAUUUGAUAGCCCCUGAACAAGGUUAUAGACGCCUUAUCGAAGGCGCUUUAAAUUUUUUUCGAGGCCCAGCUGAAGCUUCAGUUGAUGCAGUUCACUUCAUUCUCAAGGAACUUGUUAGGAAAUCUGUCGGAGAAACUAAGGAGUUAAAACGCUUCCCAACUCUUCAAGCAGACUUGGCAGCAGCUGCCAAUGCAGCACUAGAGAGGUUCCGUGAUGCAAGUAAAAAGUAUGUCUUGUUCCUCGUGGACAUGGAAUCUAGUUAUUUGACUGUAGAUUUCUUCCGUAGACUUCCUCAGGAAGGGGAAAGAGUAGGAAAUCCAACUGCUGCUGCUGUGGAUAGAUACACAGAGGACCACUUCAAGGCAAUAAGUACCAAUGUAUCCUCUUAUAUUAGCCAGGUGUGUGAUAGUUUUAGGAGGACAAUUCCAAAAGCGGUUGUUCAUUGCCAAGUUCGUCAAGCCAAACAAGCUUUAUUGGAUCACUUCUACACAAAAGUGGGGAGAUACGAGACCGCGGAGUUUGCACGACUACUUGAUGAAGAUCCGGUAUUGUUGGAGAGAAGGCAGCGUUUUGCAAGGAGACUGGAUUUAUAUAAAUCUGCGAGGAACGAAAUUGAUUCAGUACUGUGGGCAAGAUGAGAUGUAUAUUCUGUAAAGCUUCCUUCUGCUGAUUUGUUGUCUUCAACUAUGGUUGUCAAGGUCAAAUGAUUGAGCAGUAUUUUACUCUUCAGUCUGGCUUUAGUUUUAUUCAUAUUAUAAAUUGAUAGAGGUAGUUCUACUAUAUGUAGUUUUUUUCCCCCGGAAUUAUAAGUUUUAAUUGGAUUAUAUAGUGAAAAGAUUGGCAUUGAAUUGUAUAAGGCUAUUGGCUUGAUAUUCACCCUUUUUUCAAAA